CGCUGCCAUGAUUGUCGUCGACGGUCACCACUCUCCUCCAGUGCGCAAAACACAGGGCCAGUACUCAGAACCGCCUUCACCUCGUGAGGAGGAACAGCCUCCAGCAUAUUCUGGGCCUUCAGCGCCUGCUACUCCUCCAGCCAACUAUCAGGCCGUCACAACCACCGCCAGGUCCACAACAGCAGCAGUAUCAACAACCAUUUCGUCCCCCUGGACCCCCUAUGUCACCGUCAGCACCUAUCUUCCGUUUUGCACCGACACCACCUCGAGAGUCGACUGCUUUGCGCUUCAUUAAGGCCUUCUUGACCGCUCUCAUCGUCUAUCUUUUACUCGCUAUCUUGACUCGAAGUAUCGUCGAUCUGGCGCAGGACGAAGGGCACCGACGACUUCCCCACGGAGGGCAGUGGAACGACCGGGACUGGGGAAACGAUGAUUGGCCCGAAAGUCCUGCUCCGCCUCCUACUCUCCCGAACCAACAUAUCGUCGACUGCGUGCAAGGGGAGGAAUGGGAGCCUGUCUCGGACAAUCUCGCCGCCACCUCGACCCUCGACCAUGCACGGACGGAAUUCGACCUUCCUAUCGACUCAGCAUUGUUCUUAUUGUCCCGAGGCUCGAUGUCCCAUGGUGCCUUGAGCAUCUUCCAGGACGAGGUGUCGCAAACGGGUGACGAACAUAGUGGGAGAGCUCGAGUUGAAGUUAUCGUGAAGUUUAGAUCGAGGACCGGACUGGGUCGAGCUCAGGUGUGUUUGAUAAACCGAGAUGAUGGAGGGAACGGUGUCGGAAUCUUCACGCCUACCCGCAUUGGUACCAUUCCAUACAAUGAACGACUCGAUUUCGAAGUCCUGGUCCAUCUGCCGCCCUCGUCUGCCAACAGCCACCCUGUGUAUAUUCCCUCGUUGGAGACGAACAUGCCAUUAUUCGCGCAUGCUUUAUCGGAACUACAGGACGCCUUCUACUUCGGCGCACUUUCUCUCAAGACGUCCAACAUGCCGGUUGAAGCAAAGGCUGUCUUCGCGGAAACUAUUAAUGUGCAGACCACAAAUGGCCCGAUACACGGGGUGUACAAUGCGAGCAAGUCUCUUGAUCUCAUUACUUCGAACAGCGUAAUCGACGCUGCCGUGCACCUCUACAACGAUAACGAUGCCCGUUCUCCGUCCUCGCUGACGCUGAAGACAUCCAACGGUCCAAUCAAAUCCACCGUUUCCCUCCAUUCCACCCAUCGAACUUCCUACUACGGUAACUUCAGUGUCACCGCCACGACAUCUAACAACAUCCUCACCCUCUCCCUCCCCGAAUCCCCCGCCGACUCCGAACUCAACCUCUACGCGAAGACGUCGAAUGGACCCGCACAAGUGACAUUACCGGCUGCGUAUGAGGGCUAUUACUCCCUGAGCACGUCGAAUAUGGGCCCGAAUGUCGAGAGGAGAGGAGGUGUGGAGGAUCCGAAGGGAUUGGGGAGGAGGAGGGACGUGCAGAUUGGGAGGGUGGAUAGGGGUAGUAUCAAGGGCACGGUCGCAUGGGUUGGGAGGAAGUCGUCGGGGGAGAGUGGGACGGGGACGGUGGAGGUGAAGACUAGUAAUGCGCCUGUGAGGUUGAUCGUUUGAAGUGAUCUCGGUUUGUGGUGUCACAAUUCUGAAGAGGGGCCGAUUGAUUGAUUUCCCUACGUACUGACGAUAUCUUGGUUCGCGUUGUAUACUCUUCCUUCUAUCGUUUCUCUCUACAUGCUCUGUUUGUCAUCUGUAUAUCAGCUUGUAUAUCUCUCUGCCCUUGUAAUCUGUUCUUUAUUUCCGUUUAGUACUGUCCGUUUCUCUCUUCCUCAUCCUCUCUUUGUCCUCGCGAUGCAAAUACGUACUUUAUAGGUUUACAGAACAGUAGCAUCAUGCACUCGUCCUUUUCAAAUUAUCACUGUACUUGUGAAGAUCCAUCGAGUUGUUCCUACUAUUCCUUG
Molecule: messenger RNA, 1948 nt
Organism: Stereum hirsutum FP-91666 SS1
Lineage: Eukaryota; Fungi; Basidiomycota; Agaricomycetes; Russulales; Stereaceae
Exons: 7
Coding region: 222-1604 (460 amino acids)
Source: RefSeq, a predicted model, not a curated record